UCUCCGUCGCCGCGAAAGCGACGACUAAAUCUCCCGAAUAAUCCACCGUCUUGUCCAUGCAUCCAUGUCGCCAUGAACAACCCAUGACUCCCUGGGCAGAGCACAAAUCAAGAUCACGAAACAGUAAUCAGGAGCCAUGCGUACAUCUCCUCCUCAGCUAGAGUACGUCCCACGAGGACGAGGCGAAGCAUGCGUGCGUGCAAUGGCACAUCGGCGGAAGCAAGUUGAUUUGUUUUGGCGGGUCGUGUCUCCAUAAAUCGUCGCCUCACGCGCCCGCGGUGGCCAGCCAUAUGCACCGGCUCUCCUUGCUUGCUUGGAUCGUCAGCUCUUGGUCGCUCCACUAAUCAAUGGCUUCCUGCUUCCGGGCGCGUCGGCAACCGGCAGCGCCAGCGCCGCCGCCGCUGAUUCCGUACGAGUCGUCGUACUCGGAGAUGGAGGGAGCGAUGGAGAACAAGAGGUGGGACAGCCUCGACUCGUGGUCGAUGCUGCUUGACGCGGGAGGCGGCGCGGAGCAGCAGCAGCCGAGCUCGUCGGCGGCGGAGGAGUGGAUGGCGGACCUGUCGCAGCUCUUCAUCGGGAACAAGUUCGCGUCGGGGUCCAACAGCCGCAUCUAUCGCGGCAUCUACCGACAGCGCGCGGUGGCCGUCAAGAUGGUGCGCCUCCCGGAGCGCGACGAGGACCGGCGGCGCGCGCUGGAGGACCAGUUCAACUCGGAGGUGACCUUCCUCUCGCGGCUCCGCCACCCCAACGUGGUGCAGUUCGUCGCCGCGUGCAAGCGCCCGCCCGUGUACUGCAUCAUCACCGAGUACAUGUCGCAGGGCACGCUCCGCAUGUACCUCCACAAGAAGGACCCCUACUCGCUCUCGCCGGAGACCGUGCUCCGCCUCGCGCUCGACGUCGCCCGCGGCAUGGAGUACCUCCACGCGCAGGGCGUCAUCCACCGCGACCUCAAGUCGCACAACCUGCUUCUCAACGACGAGAUGCGUGUCAAGGUCGCCGACUUCGGCACCUCAUGCCUAGAGGCGCACAGCUCACGCGCCGGCACCGGAGCGGGAGCGGGAGCGGGAGCGGGAGCCGGAGCCGGUGGCGGCGGCGGCGGCGAAGGGAAGGGUACCAACAUGGGCACGUACAGGUGGAUGGCGCCCGAGAUGGUCCGUGACAAGCCGUGCACCCGCAAGGUGGAUGUGUACAGCUUCGGCAUCGUGCUGUGGGAGCUCACCACCUGUCUGGUGCCGUUCCAGGGCAUGACCCCCGUCCAGGCCGCCUACGCCGCCUGCGAGAAGAACGCUCGGCCGCCGUUGUCGCCGACGUGCCCGCCGGCGCUCAACAACCUCAUCAAGAUGUGCUGGGCCGCCAACCCGGCCAGGCGGCCUGAGUUCAGCUACGUCGUGUCCGUGCUGGAGAACUACGAUCACUGCCUCCGGGAAGGGCUCCCACUGGUUACGCCGCCGUCGCCAGUGUCCUCGUUUCUCAGCAUCUUCAAGCUCGGCUCCUGCAUAAGCACCACCAACCUCCCCUCCAUGCCCGUCCACGUCUAAUCAUAUCCAUUCAAAUUUAUUGGUUCCUGCGGAACUAAUUAGCAAUCUGAUUCUUAGAACGAUCACCUGCGCCGGCCUAACUGACACCGCCUCGCUGCUCCGGUCAGUCGGUCACACCUCUGAGCUGCGCCCGUCGCAUCAGCGACACCCCACCCGUAUCAUCGACCGCCCGUCCUAUGCCGUAUGCCGACAGCACCGCGGCGAGCCACGUCCUCGUCUCCGUCUAUCUCUGUGCGAAGCAAAUCAACUGACACGCAAAUUUA
Messenger RNA from Triticum dicoccoides, 1801 nucleotides. RefSeq names its product serine/threonine/tyrosine-protein kinase HT1-like. Gene Ontology annotation, molecular function: ATP binding; protein serine/threonine kinase activity. Gene Ontology annotation, biological process: protein phosphorylation. The coding region runs from base 348 to 1538 and encodes 396 amino acids. The transcript has a single exon. Lineage: Eukaryota; Viridiplantae; Streptophyta; Magnoliopsida; Poales; Poaceae. The record is from RefSeq and is a predicted model, not a curated record.